AUGUCAUUAAUUUCAAUUAGGAUCAGAAGUAAAACAGGAGUUGAAAAUAUUAAAUUAGAAUCACAAUUAAAGUUAAAGGAACUUCAAAAUAUAAUAGAAGAAAAAACUAAAAUAAGCACUGAUACUCAAAAAAUUUUAUAUGGAUUCCCACCUAAAGCAUUAGAUUUAUCAAAUCAAGACGCAGUGAUUUCAGGAUUUUUAGCAAAUGGUGAUACUAUUACAAUUGAAAAUGUUUCAUCUAUAAGUAGUAAUCCAGGUGUUGAUUCAGUGACCAAUGAUAAAGUUACAUCAUCAACCAAUUCAUUUGAUCGUAAUAUUAAAUCACAACCGUUCAUUUCACAAGAGGAAGAAGAAGAUGGUGGUUAUGCAACUAGAAGAGUAACUGAUGAUGAUAAUAGUUGUUUAUUCUCUGCUGUUGCUUAUGUUUUAGAAGAUAAAAAUAGAUUGAAAGGUUAUUCACUAAGAGCAUUAAUUGCUCAAAAUGUUAAAAGUGACCCAUUUGAAUAUAAUGAAGCAGUUUUAGGUAAAUCAAAUGAAGGAUAUUGUAAUUGGAUUCAAAAUCCAAAGAAUUGGGGUGGAGCAAUUGAAUUAUCAAUUUUAUCAAAUCAUUAUAAGGUGGAGAUUGCAGCUUUUGAUAUAUCAACUCAACUAAUGUAUUGUUAUGGUGAAGAUAGAAAAUAUACUGAACGUGUUUAUCUCAUUUAUGAUGGUAUCCAUUAUGAUGCACUUUCAAUUUGUUUAACAAAGAAUGGUCCAGAGGAUUUUGAUAUCACUAGAUUUAGUGUUGAUGAUAAAGAUUCACUUGCAAAAAUGAAGGUUUUAAUUGAAAAAGAAUUUAAAGCUGGUAAAUUUACUGAUACUGCUAAAUUUUCUUUAAUUUGUUUAAAUUGUAAUAAGACUUUAAAAGGUGAAAAAGAAGCUGCCAUUCAUGCAUCAACAACUGGACAUGGUAAUUUCACUGAAUAUAAAAAAAGAUAA
This is a messenger RNA of Dictyostelium discoideum AX4, 978 nucleotides long. It is a transcript of the gene yod1, whose product is annotated as C2H2-type zinc finger-containing protein. Gene Ontology annotation, cellular component: cytoplasm. Lineage: Eukaryota; Evosea; Eumycetozoa; Dictyosteliales; Dictyosteliaceae. The transcript has 4 exons. The coding region runs from base 1 to 978 and encodes 325 amino acids. The record is from RefSeq and is a predicted model, not a curated record. Gene Ontology annotation, molecular function: cysteine-type deubiquitinase activity.